Orbicella faveolata is the source of this 786-nucleotide messenger RNA. RefSeq lists its product as uncharacterized. The record is from RefSeq and is a predicted model, not a curated record. Lineage: Eukaryota; Metazoa; Cnidaria; Anthozoa; Scleractinia; Merulinidae.
AUGUCCAGCGAUUCCGAAGAAGAAGGAAUUGAGGUGGUUGGCAAUGUCGAACCGUAUGAAGACGAACCUGUGGCAAGUGACGAUGGCGACCAUGAAGACGAGGAAGACGAAGUAGAUGCCGAUGGAUUAACUCCAGCAGUUUUAGAGGCGAGAUUCGAGCGGCAAAUAGCAAUUCGUGAAUGGUGCGAAUGUCAACACUGCAGCGACCUUCAAUUAGUUAGUGCUCUCGAGUUUCGUUGCUGUCGUGAAGUUCUUGUCGCGAGGGCAAAGCUAACUUUCGAUGGAUCAAUUGAAAGAUUGAGUUGCCUCACCCAACACGAGGACUACGAGGCCCUUACCAACAGAACUGUUCUGUUGCAAGUUGCACCCUUCUUGCGGGAUAAGAAUGGAAGAAGCUACAGGCGACGAACUGACGUGACUGAAAACGAGUUCGUAAGAAGUGUUGCUUACAGAUGGCUUGUACGGUGGAUGUGUGGAUAUAUGGGCUGGGAUAACAUAAGACCAUUACCAGCUUGUGUCUAUUAUAACCUGAGGACCAAGUAUCCAUCACACAACUCAAGAGGAUAUGCCACUUCUCAGGAACGAGAAUACACUGUGCCUCCUUUUCCUAUGAAGAAUUUUUGUGAAAUUCGUGCAAAAUAUCAAUCAUUCCUACAAGUACACAGAAAUAGUGCCAAGUUUCCUUCACUAUAGUCAUACCCAUAACUGACUGAUGUGUGGUACAUCUAUUCAUGUAGGUCAUGUGUAUGACUCAUGUCGAGAGAACAUUAAAAUUCAUUGCAAGCA